AUAUAUUGAAGCGCUUCCAAAAAACUAGAGGCAGAGGAAAUAUAAGGGAUAUUAAGUCAAAGGACGAUAGAUGUCUCCGAAAGCGGCCAAGCGGAGCACCUAAGCCGAGCGUUUCUGCACUGCGUCCUGAACACGCAUCGGCUACUACCUAUCAUCCGUCGAUCCACGCUGCCUUUAUCGAAGCUAGAGUUAGAAAUUAAUCUUAAGCGUACAAAUAUUUACGAGUAAUCACACGCUUAAGCUUAUUUCGCGUCACAAAUAUUUUUACUCAGACGUCGCC
Molecule: messenger RNA, 280 nt
Organism: Amoebophrya sp. A25
Lineage: Eukaryota; Dinophyceae; Syndiniales; Amoebophryaceae
Source: the annotation of a GenBank genome assembly